GUUUGCGGUGGUCGCAGAGCGCAAUGGGAAAAGGAGUAGAAAAGGUCGCCUCGCCCUAACCUAACCUAAACGCUGUCAAAAUGACUCUGUCCCCAACCAUAACAAAGUCUCAACAAUUCCAAUAAAACAUCAUCUUUCCCCCUAGGCAGGAAAAAAUGAUAGCGUCUCAAGCACACACACUGUCCAACAGCUACAGUAAUCGUUGUUCCGUGCCUCUCUUCACCGUGACACCUCAUCCUCUGAUAUUCCUUAAGUUUCGUUCUUCAAUGGCCACAACUGACCAGACAUGCAGGAGGAGGAGGAGAAAUUGGAGGAAGAUAACCACAUUUUUUCCGUCCUCUUCAGCGAAAGGAGCUGCUGCUACUGAUUCGUCCUUCUCUGCGCCAUCAGGGCCGCCACCACCACCACCGUCCUCCCCUCAAUCAAACCAGGAUGUUCCAACUCUUGUCAGGAGGUUUUGGAAAGUUGCCGCUCCAUAUUGGUCCUCGGAUGAUAAAGUCCAAGCCAGAUUACAGCUGGCCGCUGUAUUUGCCCUCACUUUAGGAACCACUGGAAUCAGUGUCGGUUUCAGUUUCCUCGGUCGUGACUUCUAUAACGCCCUUGCCAACAAAGACCAAGAACAGUUCAGCAAGCAACUCUUAUACUAUCUUGCCGGUUUUGCUGGUGGAAUUCCGUUUUUUGUGCUGAGAGAUUAUGCAAGAGACACUCUUGCUUUGAGAUGGAGGUCUUGGAUGACUACCUAUUAUAUGGAACGUUAUCUAAAGAAUCAGACCUUUUACAAAAUACAGUCCCAAUCGAUGAUUGAUAAUCCAGAUCAGCGAAUUGUUGACGACCUAAGUUCCUUUACAGGAACAGCACUCUCAUUCUCUCUGAUACUUUUCAAUGCAGCUGUAGACUUGAUAUCUUUUAGCAAUAUCCUCUAUGGUAUCUAUCCACCACUGUUUCUUGUACUGCUUGUAUAUUCAAUUGGUGGCACAGCUAUCAGUGUGUUUCUUGGGAGGGGAUUGGUGACCCUAAAUUUCUUACAAGAGAAAAAAGAAGCAGAUUUCCGUUAUGGACUUGUACGCGUUCGAGAAAAUGCUGAAUCAAUUGCAUUCUAUGGUGGUGAGGGAAACGAAAUGCAACUACUGCUGCAGCGUUUCAGAAGUGCUUUUGAAAAUUUAACUGUAUGGAAACCUAAUCUGUUGUCAUUUCUCCUCCCAUAUUUGAUUGUUCGCUUGAAUUCAGGCUAACACCUUUAUAUUGUAGACUUCUUGCUGUCUUAUUUUUUGUUUCCUAGACAUAUCUAUUUUUUAGGAUCUGAGAACCAUUGUGGUUUGCAUUUAUAAACAAAUAUGAUGGACAUGAUUGUGAGAUUUUCAACAAACUUGUAAAAAUUGAGAAAAUUC
This is a messenger RNA of Ilex paraguariensis (yerba mate), 1388 nucleotides long. NCBI's taxonomy places the organism in Eukaryota, Viridiplantae, Streptophyta, Magnoliopsida, Aquifoliales, Aquifoliaceae. The record is from the annotation of a GenBank genome assembly.